Canariomyces notabilis is the source of this 957-nucleotide messenger RNA. RefSeq lists its product as uncharacterized. Bases 1 to 957 code for a protein of 318 amino acids. The record is from RefSeq and is a predicted model, not a curated record. NCBI's taxonomy places the organism in Eukaryota, Fungi, Ascomycota, Sordariomycetes, Sordariales, Chaetomiaceae. The transcript has 4 exons.
AUGGAAGCUCGGGGUCUCAAUUGCUCGACUUACGCAGACCACCAUCCCGACCCUGAUAUUGCUGGAAUAGGGGUCAUUAUAGGGUUCCUCGGACCAGCGUGGCUCGUGGUGUUCAUCCUUGUCAUUUACUACGUGCUUUUCUACAACCCAACCAUAGACCCGUUUAGUGACGACCCGACUGAAAAGCUUGAAAGACCGAAUUCAAUCGACAUGUUAUUCUAUAACACCAGAAAUGCCAUCCUCCGCCGGCUCUUGCUGGCUAGUGGCAGCCAGACUACGCGCAGUUUCUGGCGCAAGCUGCAGAGCUGCGGUACCCGCGACUCCGUCAAUGAGGUCGUUAUGUCACUUAGCGACCUCCAGAUUGUGAGCGGAAUCGCCAUCCUCACCAGCGGUUAUUACGAAGCCACCCGUGGCUUGUCUGGAUACCACUGGAAGAUGAUAGUACGAGUGGCUUGGUUUUCCACCAUCACGCACCUAGCGGCAGUAUCGUGUCUCCGCACUUAUCUCCAUCAAACCCAGGUUAAACGAUUGCUAAGACUAAUCUUGAUGGGCAUCCUCGCGGUAAUGGUAAUCACGGCAACACUAGCAGCAGCAGACACCGACUUUGACGACGAUCUACCGGCGAUUUGCUUUCUUCAGCUUCCUCGCUCGGGAGUGGACCUACAGAACAUCGAUGUCCUCUCCGCGGUCGUGCUCCUUCUUUAUAACAUUCUCCUCCGCGUCUUGAAGCUCCACAAAACGGUGUCUAAAGUAUGGGACCGAACGUUUCGCGAGAUUGUGGUGCGGCUAUGCAUGCCAGCCGUCAAAGCCAUCGUCCGUACUACCUCGUCCGGGAUUCCCUUGACACGAAAGAGGGUGUAUUACAUUCUCAAUAUUCAACCUCUUGUCUCGGCCCUUAUCCUCGGGGAGACAUACUAUUUGAUAUAUACUUCAACGGUAGCCGAGCCAAGCCGAUAA